Molecule: messenger RNA, 1113 nt
Organism: Camelus dromedarius (Arabian camel)
Lineage: Eukaryota; Metazoa; Chordata; Mammalia; Artiodactyla; Camelidae
Gene: NOC2L
Product: NOC2 like nucleolar associated transcriptional repressor
Biological process (GO): negative regulation of transcription by RNA polymerase II; ribosomal large subunit biogenesis
Cellular component (GO): Noc1p-Noc2p complex; nucleolus; nucleoplasm
Molecular function (GO): transcription corepressor activity; histone binding
Source: RefSeq, a predicted model, not a curated record
CCAGACGGGAGCCCCCAGGCAGGGCGUCAAGGCCAUGCCUCUGAGCACAAGGACCAGCUCUCCCGGCUGAAGGACAAAGAACUUAAGUUCUACAAGGUCCUGCAGGAGAACCACCAAAGCCUCCUGAACUUUAGCCACUCGGACAGCUCUGAGGGUGAAGAGGAUCAGUGCCACUCCUUGCCAAACAUGUGGGAAGAGGCAAGUGAGGAAGAGGAAGAUGAGGAGGACGAGGACAAGGUCCCCAGAGUGAAGAAGAGGGGUGCUGCCUCUGUGACCCUCACUGUGGUCAAGAGAUGGAAGGAGGCAGCAUCAAAGCAGCACCUUACUCCAGAGUUGUGCCACAGGUUUGUGCAGGUGUUCCAAGCCAUCCGUGCCACCACCCAGGGAGACCAGGAGGGUGCUGAGGCCAGCAAAUUCCAGGUCACGGGCAGUGUUGUGUUCAUUGCUCCAGUCACCUAUUGCAUCAGAGACCUCUUCAGCUGCCCCCAGAAGGUGCCGUUUGGAGAAGCCUCCAAGGACAGCAGCCAGGUGCUGCAGCUGUCCAUCCAGCAGUCAGUGUUGGGGGCUAGGUAGCUCCCUCUGGACCUCCAGGCUUACCUGAGCUCAGUCAUUCAGUCGGUGGCACAGUGCUGCAUGCUGCCCAAGGGGACAGUUGUCCUGCAGAGCAGGGGUGAAGGGAGACUGCGAGUGCUGGCCCUCCGGGUCCUCAUAAGAGUCUGUGGCACCAGAAGAUGCCUGGUCCUCUAGCCAACAUACAUCACGUACACGAGGAACUGUAAGUUCACCUCUCCCAGCGCCCUGCUCCUCCUCAGCUUCAUGCAGAAGACCCUGACCAAGCUGCUCGCCCUGGGACAGCAUGACUUCCUCUACAUCCACCAGCUUGCCAUCCACUUGUGCCACACUGUGACCAUGCAGGCGACACACCAGGCAGUCCACUGGCACGUGGUGCACCUCUGCUGCCGUGCCCUAAGCAGCCUCCCCCGUGAAGCUCUCCAUCCCUUGAUUUACCCACUCUCUAAGAGUUUCUUCAAACUCUUGGUUUUUAUUUACUCUCAGCAUCAAUGUCAGUUGUAUUAUUUAUUAGUGUGCUUUUCAAAAAAUAAAGUAUUUUAA